Molecule: messenger RNA, 439 nt
Organism: Malania oleifera
Lineage: Eukaryota; Viridiplantae; Streptophyta; Magnoliopsida; Santalales; Ximeniaceae
Exons: 3
Coding region: 58-348 (96 amino acids)
Source: RefSeq, a predicted model, not a curated record
CUCUCUCUCUCUCUCUCUCUCUCUCUCUCUCCAGAACGAAAGGAAAAAAUUGAAGACAUGGAAGGACCGGCGACGGGGGGUCGAAUUGAGAGACAGUCAUCAAUCGAAAGCGAGCCUCGGACUCUGAGCAUUGAGCAGAUUCAAUUUGCCAGGGAGGCAGCGUUGUACGUGAUGAACACAAGGAGCAUGGAAGAAGCUUUGAGCAUCUUUACUGAGGGGCUGCAGCCAGUGGUUAGUGUCGCGGGGCGAAAUGUUGAAAAUAAAGUUGUCGAAUCGAGCGAGGGAUCGGAAUCAAUGAAUGGAAUAAAAUUAUUUGGUUUUAGAGAUGUGGCAUCUGCACCUUUCUAGAUGUUUUAGUGUUUGUUCAUUUGUUUAUUGACAAUUUAUUGUUAACAAGUUAUUUUAUUCAAUAAUUUCCAUUAUUGAAUUUGAUGGUUCA